Penaeus monodon (black tiger shrimp) is the source of this 3498-nucleotide messenger RNA. It is a transcript of the gene Smyd4-3, whose product is annotated as SET and MYND domain-containing protein 4-like. The transcript is spliced from 14 exons. Bases 813 to 2942 code for a protein of 709 amino acids. Lineage: Eukaryota; Metazoa; Arthropoda; Malacostraca; Decapoda; Penaeidae. The record is from RefSeq and is a predicted model, not a curated record. Gene Ontology annotation, molecular function: protein binding.
CUAAGGCAGUGUUGACUGUGGCGUCGAAAGGAGAGGUUGCACGGCUUUCGCCUCUCCAACACCUCCACCACCACCACCACCACCUCCUCCUCCACCAUUGCUCCACCACGUCCCUCCGCCGCUGAGAUACCCUGACCGCAUAGGUUGCACAAAUACCCCGUCUGGCUGAUAUAUAUCGAGAAAAGGAAUAUCUGUGCUUCGUUUUGAAAAAAAAAGGAAAUUAGGAAAGAAAAAAAAAAUAAUAGAAAAAUAUACAUCAGUAAUUUGAAUUAAGAAUAAAUAAAUAAAAUCAGAUACGUCAUAGCUACGAAUAGUCAAUAAUUUUUUUUUUGUAUCUUUUUAUCUCUUUAUCCUCCUCCACCUCUUAACUCUCUCUCCCACACUCCCUCUCUCUUUCCAUCUCUUCUUCCAUUCCCCUCCGCGAUUAUUGCCUUAUCUCGCACCUCCCCCUUUCGCUCUCUCCCACCUGCUCGUUUACUGCCUGUCUCUCCAUGCCCUCUCGGUUAUUUUUAACCUUCUCGAGCCCUCUGGACCUGACUCGUGUGCUGGCAGUCGCGUAGAAACCCCGCGUGCCCAGGUCUCCUCACGGGGCAUAGUGUACUCAAAGGCCCAGUAGUUGUGUGAAGUGCCCAAGGGAAACACGAACAGCAGGACCUCAGGGACGUCGAGGAAAGGACGCCAACGAACCCCCCUCCUCCUCAGCACCGUCUGAAGCGGAGGAUUCUGAGUUUUCUUUGCUCUCCCAUUGCUUCUUCGAGUACUGGUCCUUCCUUCUGCUUCUGUGUUGCCGAAGACUUCAGCGACCUGUCAGCAUGGCGAAUGCAAUAGAAGCGCCCCUUCUGAAGUCCACCAGGAUGCUGCAGGAUAGCGAGAUGCCGGGUUUUUUCAAGGACUACUUCAGGGUGAUCCGGAAAUCGGUGACCAACGAUGAGUUCAACCAAUUUUCGAAGCUCAAGACGGACGCCGAACGAGUCAAGUUCAUCUUCAACCUGCCCGCGGCGCACGAGAUCGACAUCCAGACAUUUUACAAGGGCAAAUCCGAGAAAGAGGCCAUGGAAAAGAAGGAGGCUGGAAACAAGCUCUUUGGGAGAAAGAAAAAUAUGGAGGCACUUAAAUUAUACAGCCAGGCGGUGGUACAUGCACCUGUGCCGACGGGUAAAUAUUGGAAGUUAAUCAAGGAAUGCGCAGACCCGAAGAAAAUGACUUUGUAUGCUAUCUGUCUCGCCAACCGGUCAGCUGCGCUUUUCCACCUGAAGGAAUUCUACUACUGUAUCAAGGACAUAGAUGAGGCUCUGGAACAUCAUUAUCCUAGGGAACUCAAGCACAAAUUGUACAAGCGGAAGGGUCGACUCCUUGUCAACAUGAGGCAGUAUGUGGACGCUCGGGAGGCCUACCGACAGGCCCUCAAGUGGCUGGACUGGGCCAAGGUCGAGCGGGAGAAGAGAAUCGACCUGCAGGGUGAUGUGCAGAAGUGGCUGAAGAUGUUUGAUGGGUCGAAAAACUUGGUGAAUCAUGAAAACGAGUUCGACCCGUCAGUCCUGUUCCCCAAAAUCCCCGACCUGUGCCAGGGUAAGAACGAGCAAUUCCCGUCCCUCAGCAAAAAACUCACCGUGAGCGAGGACAACAGCCAAGGUCGCUAUGCCAUCGCCAAGGAGGAUAUCGAACCUGGAGAUGCCCUGGUUACCGAGAAACCCUACGCCUCCGUGCUCCUGAGGGAGGAAUUCGGAAGCCACUGCCAGAACUGUUUCUUGCUGACGAAAGCACCUGUUCCCUGCAAGAAGUGUUCCAGCGUCCUGUUCUGUUCAGUGGAAUGUCGCAAUGCCUCUUAUUUCCACCAAAUCGAGUGCCCGAUCCUGGACCUUCUUGUGGGUUCUGGCAUGUCCAUCAACUGCUUCCUGGCCCUCAGGAUUAUCACGCAGUCGCCCAUCUCCUUUUUCCUGGAGAUGCAGGACAAACUCGAGAACGAGAAGCUGAAGGAAACGACAGAGGCCAAGGAAAUUUACGACCCCACGGACUUCUUCCGCCUGUACAACCUUGUCACCCACUCUGAACAGCGGACCCCCGAGGACUGGUUCCAUCGCACCUGCAUGGUCGUCUUCUUGCUGAAGGCCCUGAAGAAGACUAAGUACUUUGAGGAUAAGGGUACACAGAUCAAUUACCCACUUUUUAAGGAUAAAGUGGACAAGGUGAAUGACGUUGAAGCCUACAUUGGGGCUCUGCUUCUCCACUUCCUUCAGGUGGUGCAGUUCAAUGCUCAUGAAGUCUCAGAGUUUGUGACAUUAACACCCAAGUCCUUGACCGGAGCCAAGAACGAGACGAUUGGUGCUGCUAUUUAUCCUACACUAGCCCUUUUCAACCACUCCUGCCAUGGUGCACAAGUCAGGUACUUCAGUGGAAACAGUGUAAUUACCAAGGCCAUAAGACACAUUGCCAAAGGAGAGAUCGUCCCAGAGAACUAUGGCCAGCAUUAUGCCUCGAGGAACAAGAGCCAGAGGAGAAAUGCCCUGCUUGACAGAUACUGGUUUGAGUGCAGCUGUGAGGCUUGUCAGAAGGAUUGGCCUCUGUUCAAGGAAAUGGAGCACAAAGUGAUGUACUUCAAAUGCCACAAAUGCCAAGGUCCAUUGCCGGUCAACAUUGCCCAGACAGUCAUACCAUUCUUCAAGUGUGACCGCUGUGGAGAUCAGACAAACAUCCUGGGAGCUCUGAAGAACUUGCAGAACACUGAGCAGACAUUCAAGGCCGCAUGCAAAGAGAUGGAGACCUUCGACUUAGAGAAGGCCGAAUCUCUCCUCGUUGAGAACAUGAAGCAACUGGAUGCGGUCCUAUACCCUCCUUACAGGGAUUACCACCUCACCCAGGAGGCAUACAUGCGCUGCUGUCUCCACGCGGGCAACCACAGAGUAGGAGAUCCCAAACCUGACCCCAAGCCUGAAGAAUCCUAAGCUGGAGAACAGAGAAGAGUCAUUCACGGUAGUUUUUUUUUUCUUCUUUUUUUUAUAGGAUGGAAACAGCUUUACUUCUGAGGCUUGUCAAUGGUCAUGUGUUUUGUGAAAGUUACACAUUUGUAUAUCAGGACAACUGUUAUUGUAAGGUCAAUAGGUGAAAUGUUUCUACAAAUCCUAUAUACAAAAGCACCAUAGUUUUGACUAGGCUGCUGUGUAUGUAGUAAAGUCUAUUGAAAUUAAAAGUCAUUUAUUGCAUUAAGGUUAAAGAAAAAAAAAUGGUAUUAGUUGUAUUGCUUUGCUGAGCAUGUUAUUUGCUUAAGCCUUUAAUUAAGGUAAUGAAUUGGGAUUAAUUCUUAUGAAAGUCUUUAAGAAAUAUUAGAGUUAAAAGGUACACAUUAUUCUUGUCCUGGAAGAGUGAAUUUUCACUUGCAUAUAUAUGAUAGUGUAAUUUGAAUGUAUAUUGUAAGAUAUUUCUUUUAGAUUUUUUCUCUAAGAGUUGGUAGAGAUAAUAUUUCCUGUCUAUGGAAUAUUGCUAUAAAUCACUGACUGGCAA